This is a messenger RNA of Exserohilum turcica Et28A, 456 nucleotides long. RefSeq lists its product as uncharacterized. The coding region runs from base 1 to 456 and encodes 151 amino acids. The transcript has 3 exons. Gene Ontology annotation, molecular function: protein tyrosine phosphatase activity. Gene Ontology annotation, cellular component: nucleus; cytoplasm. The record is from RefSeq and is a predicted model, not a curated record. Lineage: Eukaryota; Fungi; Ascomycota; Dothideomycetes; Pleosporales; Pleosporaceae.
AUGGCUACUACAAGCAAUACACCUCUAUGGCAUGUUGCCUACCCAGCACCCAAAACCAGCCCUGCCUCUAUUUGUCGGGAAGAGGUCCUCGACAUGAUGAAACGGAGCACAGAGACUACCAGCAAAGACUAUAUUCUCGUCGAUUUGCGUCGCAAUGACUGCCAGGGUGGCACUAUCCAGCACUCGAUCAACCUUCCCGCUGAAAGCUUAUACCCUACCCUACCGAUUGCAUACAAGCUGUUCAAGGAUUCAGGUCUUUGUAAGAUAAUUUGGUAUUGCUCCUCUUCCAAGGGUCGUGGCACUCGUGCCGCUGGGUGGUUUGCCGACUACAUUGCAGACCAAAACGACGAUCAUAUGAAGAGCCUUGUCCUUCUCGAGGGCGUCAAAGGAUGGGCAACGGCGGGUGAUGAGUAUAUUAAGUGCAUGGUUGAAUACAAUGCCCAAGUUUGGUUGUGA